Molecule: messenger RNA, 2053 nt
Organism: Budorcas taxicolor (takin)
Lineage: Eukaryota; Metazoa; Chordata; Mammalia; Artiodactyla; Bovidae
Gene: QRSL1
Product: glutaminyl-tRNA amidotransferase subunit QRSL1
Exons: 11
Coding region: 82-1662 (526 amino acids)
Biological process (GO): mitochondrial translation; glutaminyl-tRNAGln biosynthesis via transamidation
Cellular component (GO): glutamyl-tRNA(Gln) amidotransferase complex; mitochondrion
Molecular function (GO): glutaminyl-tRNA synthase (glutamine-hydrolyzing) activity
Source: RefSeq, a predicted model, not a curated record
GUAAAACCAGCAGCGGCAACUGACCUUUCUGUUUCCUCCUCGUCACCUGGUCCUUGUGGUGGCAGACGGGGCACGAGGACCAUGUUGGGCAGGACCCUCCGAGAAGUUUCUGUGGCACUGAAACAAGGCCAAGUCACGCCAACCGAGCUCUGUCAAAGAUGCCUCUCCCUUAUCAAGAAGACUAAGUUUCUAAAUGCGUACAUUACUGUAUCAGAAGAAGUGGCCUUAAAGCAAGCUGAAGAAGCAGAGAAAAGAUAUAAAAAAGGUCACUCACUGGGGGAUUUAGAUGGAAUUCCUAUUGCAGUAAAAGAUAACUUCAGUACAUCCGGCAUUGAGACAACCUGUGCAUCAAACAUGCUGAAAGGUUAUGUACCACCUUACAAUGCCACAGUAGUUCAGAAGUUGUUGGAUCAGGGAGCUCUACUAAUGGGAAAAACAAACUUAGAUGAGUUUGCUAUGGGAUCUGGAAGCACAGAUGGCAUAUUUGGACCAGUUAAAAACCCGUGGAGUUAUUCAAAACAAUAUAGAGAAAAGAGGAAGCAGAACUCGCACAGUGAGAAUGAGGAUUCAAAUUGGCUUAUAACCGGAGGAAGUUCAGGAGGAAGUGCGGCGGCUGUGUCAGCGUUCACGUGCUUUGCGGCUUUAGGAUCAGAUACAGGAGGAUCAACCAGAAAUCCAGCUGCCCACUGCGGGGUUGUUGGUUUAAAACCAAGCUAUGGCCUAGUUUCUCGUCAUGGUCUCAUUCCCCUGGUGAAUUCAAUGGAUGUGCCAGGAAUCUUAACCAGAUGUGUGGAUGAUGCAGCCACUGUGUUGGGUAUACUAGCUGGGCAUGAUCCCAAAGAUUCUACCACAAUUCAAGAUCCUGUUAAACCAUUUACGCUUCCCAGUUUGACAGAUGUGAGCAAACUAUGUAUAGGAAUUCCAAAGGAAUAUCUUACACCAGAAUUGUCAAGUGAAGUACAUUCUCUUUGGUCCAAAGCUGCUAAUCUCUUUGAGUCUGAGGGGGCCAAAGUAAUUGAAGUCUCCCUGCCCCAUACCAGUUACUCAAUUGUGUGUUACCACGUAUUGUGUACAUCGGAAGUGGCAUCGAAUAUGGCAAGAUUUGAUGGGCUAGAAUAUGGUCACAGAUGUGACAGUGAUGUGUCUACUGAAGCCAUGUAUGCUGCAACCAGGCGAGAAGGGUUCAAUGAUGUGGUGAGAGGGAGGAUCCUCUCGGGAAACUUUUUCUUAUUAAAAGAAAAUUAUGAGAAUUAUUUUGUCAAAGCACAGAAAGUGAGACGGCUCAUUGCUAAUGAUUUUGUGAGUGUUUUUAACUCUGGAGUGGACGUGCUGCUAACUCCCACGACCUUGAGUGAGGCAGUGCCGUACACAGACUUCAUCAAGGAAGACAACAGGACCCGCAGCGCCCAAGACGACAUCUUCACACAGGCCGUAAAUAUGGCAGGAUUGCCAGCUGUGAGUGUCCCUAUGGCCCUCUCAACCCAAGGGUUGCCGAUAGGACUACAGUUUAUUGGACGUGCAUUUUGUGACCAGCAGCUUCUUACAGUUGCCAAAUGGUUUGAAAAACAAGUCCAGUUUCCUGUUAUUCAGCUUCAAGAACUAAUGGAUGAUUGCUCAUCAGUCUUUGAAAAUGAAAAGUUAGCUUCGGUUUCUCUAAAAUAGUGAUAACUAUAUUGUGCACAUUAUAAUGACUUUUAAAGGUUUUUAUAUUCUAGAGAAGUCAGGUGUUCUUGAAAUUUGGCUCAUUGUUGACAUAGUCACUCCUUGGAGUCAUUUUUUAAAAUUCUUGUGAUUACAAUUAUAAAUGUCAGCGUUUAUUCAGCAUCCACUCAGUAUAAACCAAAGUACAAGAGACCUGGGUUCAAUCCCUAGGUCGGAAAGAUCCUCUGGAGGAGGCCACGGCAACCCACUCCAGUAUUCGUGCCUGGAGAACUCCAUGGACAGAGGAGCCUGCGGGCUACAGCCCAUGGGGUUGCAAAGAGGCAGACACAUUCACUCAAGUAGAAACCAAGUACAGGAUUUCUAUUAUAAUACGAGAUACAUGUUGCUAAAA